AUGUACACAACACUUACCCAAGCGCUGCGUCAUUGGUCUGGGGGGUUCGCGUUUGCGGACUUGGUAUUCGAAGCCUCCAUUGGACCUCACUUGGACAAGAUCCCAGAUCAACCAUGGACCCCAAGGGACGCGCCCUGUGCUCUGCAAGGCUGGCGACCAGCUCUUCAAUCGCGACAUCGGUUGCCCAAACUAGUGCACUUUGAAGCGCCUAUCUCUGCCGCUGAACACAUCCUCAGUGUCCUCCCUGCAACAUUGGAAAGGCUACUUCUUAUCGCCUAUCCACUCAAUGACUCGAGGUUCUUCAAACGACUGAUCAUUCCUGCUUCUGCUUUACUCCACGUACUGUCUCGUGUCGAAUUCCCAGGUCUUCGUUCACUGGAGCGUUCGAUGCUGAUAUUCCUGGCACCCGCGACUCUGAUGCUCCCUUUGCACGCCGAGGCCACUACCAAGCUUCACAGGCUUACGUCGAUAGACUAG
Messenger RNA from Mycena indigotica, 477 nucleotides. RefSeq lists its product as uncharacterized. The transcript is spliced from 5 exons. Bases 1 to 477 code for a protein of 158 amino acids. Lineage: Eukaryota; Fungi; Basidiomycota; Agaricomycetes; Agaricales; Mycenaceae. The record is from RefSeq and is a predicted model, not a curated record.